CUUGGCUCUUACGCAAUCUAGUGUGGGGUUUACAUUUGGGUCUUUUCCUUUACUUCUAUGUGUUGUUGUGCCAUAAAUGGUUUAGUAACCCACCACAGGACUCAAAGUUCAUGAAUGCAUGAAUGUUGCUGAACACUCUGUCACAUAGGGCACACACUUUAGUGAAGGAUGCCUACUUUGCAACAGUGUGUCUGUGCUCAUUUCUUAUCAGCUCUGAUGUUACAGAUUUACAGGUUUGCUGUCAUCGUGGGUAAUUCAGUUGAGUUUUUGUUGAUAGACAAAUUCUUUGGCUGUAGGGUACACCAUGUUUUCUCACUUUCCUCCGACCAGAACACGAUAUCUUUUUUUGUGAUGCAGCAGAAACAAUGCAGACUCAGGGGCUUACCCACUACAGACAGCUGUUUCUCCUCCUGGCCUUUCUCAGCCUGGUUCUCCCUGAGGUGUCCUCCAGCGAAUCCUCCGAAAGCUUACUGAACCCUUCAGAGGACUACUCUGAUCCUUAUGCACGCAUCUCCACUGACAGCCCUGGGCUCACUUCCCCGGAUAGCAUCCCGGAGCCGUGCUACAAGGACCUCUGCCAGGACCUGCCUGCUCCGUGUGCCGAGCUGGCGGCCAUGUUGCGCUGCAGUUGCCCCGGGGUCUCCAUGGGGCCCAGUGCCCAUCCGGAGGCCCCCGUGGUGAAGAUCUACUGGCGGGAGGGAACGGAGCCAGAGGUGCGGUGGUGCGCAGCGCAUGCCGACGAGAACGUUUACCGGGUCCUGGUGCAAGGGAAAGAGGUUGGUGAGUUCGGGGAGCUGAAGAGGUCGACAGUGGUGAAGGGCUUGAGUGCCGGAGCAGAGGUGUGCGUGCAGGCAGUCAACGACGUAGGGCAGAGUGCACUGGAGGGCCGAGCGUGCGAGGUCUACAAGCCGCCCAAGGGGAGCCCCAGCCUGGCCCUGAAGGUGGGGCUGAUAGGGGGGGCGCUGGGUCUCCUGCUGCUCAUCUCACUCGCUGCCCUGCUCUGGAGGCACCGCAGCCGACGGAAAGACGGGGCCCGCGUGAGCACCGAGGGGCCCCUCUGAGAGUGUGUGUAUGUGUUAAGGGGUAUGUGAUGGGGUGUGUGUGUGUGUGUGUGUGUGUGUGUGUGUGUGUGUGUGUGUGUGUGUGUGUGUGUGUGUGUGUGUGUGUGUAUGUGUGUGUGUGUGUGUGUGAGUUAGAGAACAAAAGCGACAAGAACAAUGACAUGAUCAGAAAUGUAUAAAUAUCUCCACUCUAACAAAUGACUUGCCAAUACCAAUUGACAGAACAGACAGAAAAGCGCAAGAGCAAACACAACACAAGCAAAAAAUGAAAAAGAAUGCUGAAUACAUCACACUUUUGAACUGGGAACUACAAUCCACAUAAAACCGCAUGUCUGCCUUUUGCAGGCAGAUAAUUCAUUUGCAUUUCAGAUUGUUUAUUGUUUCAUGGUCCAUGGACAGAGUGUUCUUGUUACAAUAUCAUAUUUAUCUCAAGAUCUGUAUGUGUACAUGUGGUUAGAUGACCGUGUUUUUUAUGAGUGUUUAUGUUUAUAAUAACAAAUCAUGAAUGAUUACUUGUUACUGAAGGUGAUUGUUAAUGUAGAAACCAAUUCACACGAGACUUACGGCUCAGAGUCUGGGAAUGUGAUUGGGCAAUCAGAGCUCUGGCUGAACUUACCUUAACCCUGCCUUAUUGUGUGUAUAAUACCUCCGUGUUUAACACCAUGCCAAAAGGGUGAUGGUCACAGGAAACACGUCUCAUGCAGUCAAGAGAAACGCCUGUGGCACUGAGAGAUUGACAAUCCCAUCUGGAGAUUUGGACCGAGGUAGGGCAGUGGGGUUAACAUAGCGGAUAUGAUCUACACUGGUCUGGAAUCAGGCGCCCAAUGUCCAUCUGCUGAUAUCCUCAGCCAGCUGCAGUUUAGCUCUUGGAGUGAGAAUAAACUUAAAGGCGUAUUGCCCUCCAAAGUUCACAACAGGGAUUUUAUUUAUGUGUAUUGCCAUUUCACAGUUAGUUUUUCUAUUAUAGAAUUCUUCAGUUUUAUAGUUUUAUGUUUCACUUUUUUAUAUGAUGAUUUGUGAAUGUGGAGUCAUAGCUUGUGGUAAACGCCAGCUGCUGUGAGAGAUGAGUUUAAAUUAGGGGAGUGUUUCCUCAGAUAAAUUAUCCAGGAACGUUGUGCAAUAUAGUCCUCGGGGGCUCAGAUAGUAACUUUUGAUGGGGGAGAUGUCUUAAAGAGACUCUACACUACCAGACACUAUCCCUUUACAAGUUCAUGUGCAUACAAGCAUACAAAAAUAUAUUUUUUACAUUUUUUAUGGGAAUAUUCAUGUUUUUAAGUAUUAUAUGGCUGUUUUGUAUGCUAUGAAAGAUGUACUGGCCUCUAUCGUUUCUGUCAAUAGACCAUUCGGGAAAUUCAAACCUUGAGAUAAAAUAGUGGAAUAGAUUAAGCUGUGGAAUGGGUUAGCGAUGGUUUUCUCUUGGGUUAGGAAAAAGUAAUUCCAAACAAUUAGACUGUGUAUACAAAUAGCAUGUAGCACAUACAACAAUCAUACACUGAAAAUAUUCACGAAAGGUUGCUUUAAAAGAAAGAAAGAGAAAUAUGGGAACAAAAUAGGACAUAAUGAAAGAAAGACAGAAGACUGUGUGUUUAUGUCUCAGUUCUACAGUUCUACAUCUAAGAACAAAACAAUCAGUUAUAUAUGUGAAUUACUGGUAUAUAAAACAAAUAUGGGAAAAAGAAGAAAUUAUAUGGAUAUUGUCAGGAUAGUCAGGAUUAAUGUCAGGAUAUUUACAUGGUUGAUUAAAACUGUAACUGUAACAGGCUGUCUGUUAGUAUGAGACAGCUAAAGAAUGACAAGUUAAAAAAAUCUGUUAAUUUUUACACCUCCAGCAUAACUCCAUGCUGUUAUGUGAUCUGUUUUAUUUCAGUAACAAUGUCAAACAAAACUAUUUUUGAGAAGGUGAACAGAGAAAAUGCUGACAUUUGUUUGACAGGUCAUGUCUAAAAUAUAAUAAUAAUAAUACAAAUUAAAUUAAAUGUUAUAAUGUGUAUGACUGUAUUUUCCUCCAACAUAUGUUUUGUUAAAUUAGAUAAAGAAAUUAACUGAUUGUUGUCUAUAUCGUGUUAAUAAUUUAUGAGCGCUAUCACUGUUUAUCUGAUGCAGACAUUUUAACUUUUGACCAAAAAUCAUGAUUCACUCAUCCAACGCCCCCUGUUUCUUUAAACACUUUUUUUGUUCAAUUUCAACAUUCUUGGUAUGUGUUGCAUACCAGAGACAGAUGGACAACCUGUUGAAAUGGCCAUUUGAGGUUAACCUUUAAAGUUUUUUCAGGGAAGUCUGUAAAACUUUUUCCCACACUCUAAUAUGAGCAGUAACAGGUCUCAAGCAUUCACGGUAUUUCAUGGAUAUCCACUUAGUGGGUAAAGCCAAAUAUUUCCAUAAUGAUUUUGCAGAGAAGAAACCGCCUAGUGGUUCAUGGUGGUAGUGGCUUAAAGACGUUUCAUCAAAAUUGUUAGUGACGGCUAUAAUCGGAUGAACAGUGCGGUUGAAGCUCUCUCGCACACUUGAUGACAGUCUUAUAAAAUAUACUAAGGAGAGAGGGGGAAAAUCCUGACACAUUGUAUACAGAUUCAGUGGGUAUGUGCAUGUUGUUGGCCUUUGAUCUCUUGAUGAGAUUGACUUUCAUGGUUUUCCAGCACUGAAAUGUACUCUACCCUUCUACAGAUUUUUGGCUCCUCCUUAGUGGCAGAUGGAAUUUUUAAUGAAAAACUUUCAUCCCACAAGAGACAUUAUUUUUUGGGGCUAUGGAGUAAAUGUUCUUCAUAAAAGGGAAAAUACCCAUAUAGGGGAAAGGCAUUUACCAGACAAAUGUUAUGGGUAAUAUGGUUGGAUUAAUGUUGGAUAUAAAAUCUAAUUUUAUAGUAUCCCAUUCAAAUAUUUCCUGUUAUGAAAUGAUAUGGCUCACAAGUAAUACAGAUUUGAGCAGAGAAGAAGAUUAUUAUUAUUUGGAUGCUCCCUACAUUCAGUAUUAUACCCAGAGAUAUAUUUGCAUAUUUCUAUUCUAAGAAAAGGGGGAUUCAUAUUAUUUACAACACACCAUUUAAAGAUAGAUCAUACACAAUGUUGUUGUAUUUCCAACGAUCUUAGCUUUGCCAUUUUACUUAAAUAAACUGUAACUACAGCACUUUAUAAAGGUAAUAUACAUAAUUGCAUAUCCAACAAUGGUAUGACUUUAUUUACAUUUUACACACAAACAUGCAUUAUAUAUUUCAGUCUGGGCAGUCUAAAGGGCUAUGCUACUCUAACGUCAUGGCUGACCAUGAACUUUAAUUUAAACUGUGGGACAACAUUUACUCUGGUGAUGAAAGAGGCCUAAAAGUAGGGUUGGAUUGACCAAGAAGGCUGGGAAUCUCCAUGCAUAGACGUCAGAAUUUGAAAUUGGUUUGGAAACCAGUGUGGUAGAAUUCUGUCUCUCUUUCCAGCACCAAUCAGAACACUAGAAGCUAUAAGCGAUAGGAUGACUUGGUGACUCCCAAAAAGAGCACAGAAAAAAAGAGAAAAAACAGAAAGAAAGAGAAAGGAAUGGGUGACCGUUUAAUUCCUGAUAGGUUCAAUGGAUGUUUUAGUUAGAAUAUACUUUUAAAAAUAACUACUUUGAGCAACUGUUUUGGUUAGUGACUUAGUAACAAAAAAUUAGCUCUCAGACAGAGGUGAAAUGAAAAUGUAUAAUCUUAAUCUGAUUUAGUGGGGUUUGGGAUGGGCACAAAUUGUCUUCUACUUAUUUAGUCGGAGUUCUAAACCAUUUCAUAUUUUUUUAAAUAUAGAUUAUCUUUACUUUCAGUGGAUAAUCACUACCUUUUAACAUGCUUCAUAGAAAAGAUUACCUGGGUCAGCUGACUGACUUUUUGCCAACUUCUGUGCAAAAGCCUAUUACAGACUCUACAUGGGCUAAUCUUGAUCCUCUGUACCCUCAUUCAUUCAUUCAUGUCCAUUUGGUCAUUCUUUCAUUCAGUCAGUCUGUCAAAUCUAUUUGUCUAUUCAUUUGCAUAACCUAUAUUCAGGCUUUUAUGAUUGAAAUAAAGGGUGUCUUGAAAA
Messenger RNA from Clupea harengus (Atlantic herring), 5096 nucleotides. Its product is annotated as leucine-rich repeat neuronal protein 4. The transcript is spliced from 2 exons. NCBI's taxonomy places the organism in Eukaryota, Metazoa, Chordata, Actinopteri, Clupeiformes, Clupeidae. The record is from RefSeq and is a predicted model, not a curated record. Bases 366 to 1061 code for a protein of 231 amino acids.